Molecule: messenger RNA, 8674 nt
Organism: Vicugna pacos (alpaca)
Lineage: Eukaryota; Metazoa; Chordata; Mammalia; Artiodactyla; Camelidae
Source: RefSeq, a predicted model, not a curated record
GCAGUUGCAGUGGUGCAGAAUGGCUGACCUCAGUCUUGCAGAUGCAUUAACAGAGCCACCUCCAGAAAUUGAGGAAGAGAUAAAACGGGACUUUAUUGCCACACUGGAGGCAGAGGCCUUUGAUGAUGUUGUGGGAGAAACUGUUGGAAAAACAGACUAUAUUCCUCUCUUGGAUGUUGAUGAGAAAACCGGGAAUUCGGAGUCAAAGAAGAAACCAUGCUCAGACACUAGCCAGGUUGAAGGUGCUCCUUCUUCUAAACCAACAGUGCUAGCCAAUGGCGACCAUGGAAUAGAAGGGAAUGAUACCACCGGGUCUCCAACUGAAUUCCUUGAAGAGAAAAUGGCCUAUCAGGGCUAUCAAAACAAUCAGAACUGGCCAGAAGAUACAAACUUUUGCUUUGAACCCGAGCAGGUGGUGAAUCCUAUCCAGACUGAUCCCUUUAAGAUGCACCAUGAUGAUGGCCUGGAAGAUUUGCUCUUUCUCCCCAGUGGAACAACCAGUACUUCAUCAUUUACAGAACAAAAUGAUCCCCUGAAAGACAGUUAUGGUCUGUUUCCCUGCGACACGUUUGCUCCUGCAGCUGUUGCCCCUCAGGGCUGGUCUGUGGAAGCUCCGAAUCCUCCACACUUGGAGUCCCUCAUUUCCCUGGAGGCCAUUACACAACCUCUGCAGCCCACAGCAGAGCCAGCUGAUAUAGAAAUGACAUCAGCAGAAGAGAGAACACCAACAAAAGCAUUGGAAGUAAUAAUGGGACUGAACGCUUCUGACGUGGCACCAUCUAGAGAAUCAGAGAUAGUCCCAGCCAAGGACGUGGCCCCAGCCUCAGAAACAGAGGUGGCAUUGACUAAAGACAUGGAACCACCAACCAAAUCAGAUACAGCCCUAGUCAAGGACAUGGGAAUGGAGGAAGCCCUGGUUAAGGAUGUUGUAUUGCCCACAGAAACAGAGGUAGCCCCAGCCAAGGACAUAACACUGAUCAAAGAAACAGAGAGGACACCACCUGUAAAAAUGGAUUUGGCCCCAGCUGAUGGUGUGGCACCACCCACAGACAGAGAGAUGACCUCAGCCAAGGAUGUAGCAUCACUCUCAGAAAUAGGGGUAGCCCUGGCUAAGGAUGUUGUGUCAUCCACAGAAAUAGCCUCAGCCAAGGAGGUAGCCUUGUCCUCAGAAACAGAAGUGACCCUGACUGGGGACAUGGCACUACCUACAGAAACAGAAGUGGCCCCAGUCAAGGAUGUGACUCCAACUCCAGAAACAGAAGUCACCCUAGUCAAGGACAUGACUCCACCCCCAGAAAUCAAGAUGUCCCUGGGCAAGGAUGUAGCUCCACCUGAAACAGAGGUGGCCCCAGUCAAGGACAUGGUUUCACCUCCAGAAACAGAGAUGGCCCUGGGCAAGGAUGUGGCUCUGCCCUCAGAAACAGAAAAGGCCCUGGGCAAGGACGUGGUUUCACCUCUGGAAACAGAGAUGGCCCCAGGCAAGAAUGUGGCUCUGUCCCCAGAAACAGAAAUGGCCCUGGGCAAGGAUGUGGUUUCACCUCCAGAAACGGAGGUAACCCUGGCUGAGGAUGUUGCUCUGCCCCCUGGAGCAGAAGUGACCCUGGCCAGCAAUGUGGCUCCAACCAAGAAUGUUGCAGCAUCCUCAGAAGCAGAGGCGGCACCGGUUCCAGUCAAGGACUUGGAAAUUGCACAAGCACAGGAAGAAACAAGUGAGGAUUCCCAGCUGGAAUCUCUCCAGGUCGAGGGACAGUCAGCUGCACCUACUCUCAUGAUUUCACCAGAACCAGCCACAGCCACGGGCCAAAAGUACAGCUUGCCAGCAGGUGAGGAUUCUAUGUUCGAGAAACUAGAGCAAAAGAAACUGUUGAGUAGUCCACCUUCUGAACUUUCUUCAGAGACCUCAGGUACCCCUCCCACACAAGCCAAACAAGCGUGCAGACCCAGUGACCGCAGGUCCACUCGGCCCAGGCCUGCCAGGGUCCCUCCUGAGCUGCUGGGAGGCUCUUCUCCACGGAAGACUCUUGAUCCUGGGCUGGGCCUCUGCCCUUUGUCUGAGUUGGGUUGGGUUUCUGGUUCAUCUUCCUGUAGUGAGCCUGGGAACCAGAGGAAAACUAUUCACGGUGGCUUCCUUGAACCCCAGAGGGAUCUUGGCAGGGAGGCCUGGGAUAUAUAUGAAAGCACACCAAUGAUGAUGAAGAAAAAAAAGAAGAAACCAAAGCAGAAGAGAUAUUCUCAGCCCCGGGAUGGGGGUCCUUGGGAUGAUGAUAAUGCAGGCAUGCCUAAAGGUCAUCCCUUUGCCACUGACCCACAAAAAUCAGGUGUUCUUCCCAGCCAGCCUACCAUGGUGGGCACAGAACAUGGACUGGUGUCCAGAGAAAACUUGAAAAAGGAAUGUGACAUUGACUCCAAACCAGCCAAACUGGCAGCUGAGAACUUGUCCUCAGAGAGCAUCAGCACUCCUUCAUGUCCUUUGCAAGAACUCCUGAAAACUGCAGGGAAUUCUCAGCCCAGACUGAGCGUGGCGGCAGAGGUCAAAGAUAACAAGUCAAUCCUACAGAGCCAAGAUGAGUGCAGACCACAGCCUGCACCGCCCCUCCAGACUCCUGUGGGUAAAAGCCAGGCAGUAGGUCCCCGCAAUCUGAAAGGACCUCUGACGGAGGUUUCUGCAUACAAUGUAGAAAUUCCUUUGGAGAUCAGACCCAAAGAGGGUUGUUUUCCUCUCUUGGACCAAAAGCCUAUGGGUGGAGUCUCAAAAUCCACAGAAGCAAAAGAACUGCCUAAUUUGAUACCCACUUUGACUACAGAUAAUCCAUUAGAAAGCAGUCUAAAAGAAGUAAAUGAUGAAAAUGAAAUGACUAAACAGCACAAUGACAAACAGAAAGAGUUUUCUGAAGGAGGUGAACAGGUUAAAGAACUAAAAAAGGAAGCUAUUCCCAAGCAAAGACACGAGAACAGCAUCUUUGCUUCCGAGCAGCUGCAGGACAAGGUGUUAGUUCAGGGUCCAGGGCUAGGGAAUGAACCACUAAAGAGAAUGGCAGGUGAUGUUAAAAGCAGGAAGGGAAGGGGAAGUUCUACAAAAGUGAGAGCAAGUUCUGGAAAGGAGAGAGCGAGGUCUGAGCUGCCGUUCCAUCCAGACAGCCAGAAGGACAGUGGGGCUGUUCUUGUGCCAGAGGAGCCAGCCCCUAAAGCUGAAAGAAUGACGGCUGAGGAUAAAAGUGAGGAGCUAGGGCCGGAUUUCCCAAAGCAACCAGGGACCCUGGCUGAUCUCACUGAGGGGGUGGUGGCGGGGGAGCCUAAGGAGAUGACUGACCUGAGGGUGGCAGGCCCUUUGCAGCCGUUGACUCUCUGGGGACAUGGGUCAGAUGUGAUUCAGACUUCUGUUGUUAGGACAGAAAGGGGAGCCAUGGCCACAGGUAGGGGUAUCGGCAACCAGAGCGAGCAGGAAAAGUGUCCUUGGAUGGAUCAUGAGGCAGCUCCCUGGAUUUCUGAAAAGCCUAAAAAACGAAGCAGUGACGGCAGAAAUAAAAAGUUUAAAAAUAAUUAUUCCACACAGUCCACUAGAAUGGAGAGGAAGGAAGAACUCCUCACCCCACCUUUUGUAGGGAAGGAUGGAGGGGUCGCUAGCACUCACCAUCAGAACAGGCAGGCAGAAUUCCCUCUCCCCAUCAGUCCUGACCCUUUGUUCUCAGGUACAUCAGGUGCACCGGCUGGGGAGGUUGUUGACCGAAAGGGUGGAAAGACUAAGGCUGAUCCUUUUGAGCUUGGGGCUCUUGGCGGGAACAAAACAAAUACAAUCAAGAAUUCUGCUAUUACUGAACCAACUACCAAGGUGACAGAUUUGAGCUGCCAAGACCAAAUCCAGGGAGCAGGACUUGUUCUUUCAGUACUGUCUGAGGAGAAUAAGAUAGAUGCAGCGAAGGGACACACUGCAGUGGCUGACAAACCAAAUGCGAGGAGUAAUGAUGGAAUAAGCAAACAGGUUAAAAAUAGUUUCCCCGAGGAACACGUUCUGGAGAAUAAGAGAGAUGCAACAAAAAUACUUGUUCCCAUGGAAACCAUAGGGGACCACAGAAUUGAGGGAAUGAGCUAUGUGGAUGAAAAUAGAAAUAUCACAUUCACCUGCCCCAGAACACCAGCAGGGUUGAUGAAUAAGUCAGUCCCUCUAGAGGCUCAGGAAUCAGCAGCCUGUGGAAAACUUCCCACUCCUCCUCAAGUAGUAAAGGAAAGUGAUUCACUUCCAGACACCUUGGCAGAAAGUAGCCAAGAGACAGCUCCAGCCCAGAUUUCCACAGUUGUAGUGGUAGAUAAUUGGAGCAAAGAUGGAGCUGCAGAUGAAGAAAGGCCCAAGGCUCCCUCUGCUGUUACACCCUCUAUAAGCACGGGAGGGGUUGCCCCAACUUCUACAGCAGCCGAAGAAACAGUUAACAGUCACGGAGGUAAUUGUCUUAAGAACAAAGGAGAGCUUGCUGACCCAAUGGCAGAUGCAGCAGGGGUAGAUAGAGGGCAUGUAAGGGGAGAAUCUGAGUCUGUGGUGCCCAGUGCUGCGUCUCAGCACUCAGCAGAGAAAAUCACAGAGCCGGCAGAGGGGCGCCUUCCUCCUGGAGUGCCAGUAGGAGACCAGAGCCUGGCAGGUGAAGUCAGGGUCCCACAAGCACGUGCAGAUAGGAGUAAUUUCCCAACAUGUCCAGUAAAUAAAAGGAAAGAAUCUGAGGAAGGUUCUGCUGCAGUUCCAAUUCCUAACUUACUGGGAGACAAAACACAAAAGCCCCCUUUCCGUGAGGACCAAAAUGCUAGAGAGAGAGAGUCCAAGGGCCCAGAUAGUUUGAUUAUGGAGGUAGGUGGGCCUCCAAAAAGUGAAAAAGCUAAAUUGGAAGAAAUCAGUCUGGCUUCUGAAAUCACAGAAUUAGAAUCUGUUUCCUUGGCACCACCAGAACUACAGUCUAAUGUCUUCAGUGGCAGAGUUGAAGCAACUCCUUCCAGGGUGGUAGAUAAGUUAGUAGUGACUGCUUCCAAGUCUCCUCAAGUGCCAGAACCUAAAGAUAAGACCUUGGAGGCGCCUGAGAAAAUGACAGAAAAAUCUGAACCAAAGGCACCGGGAGAAGGGAAGAAGGAAGAUAAAGGCAGAAUGGCAGAACCGAUGAAAGGCUACAUGAGACCCACCAAGUCUCGAGGUCUUACUCCACUUUUGCCAAAGUCUACAGUCCAGGAGCGAGAGAGAUCCAAGCAACUCAAGUCCAGUGGAACAGCCAAACCAGAAGAAGGACGGCCUCCUGUGAGUGUGACCGGAAAUGACAUCACUGCCCCUCCAAACAAGGAGCUCCCACCAAGCCCAGAGAAGAAAACAAAGCCUUUGGCCUCCACUCAACCUGCAAAGACUUCAACAACGAAAGCCAAAACGCAGCCCACUUCUCUCCCUAAACAGCCAGCUCCCACCACCUUUGGUGGGCCGAAUAAAAAACCCAUGAGCCUUGCUUCAGGCUCAGUACCAGCUGCCCCACCCAAACGCCCUGCCGCCACCACUGCCAGGCCUUCCACCUUACCUUCAAAAGACGUGAAGCCCAAGCCUGUCGCAGAGACAAAGAUUCCUGAGAAGCGGGCCUCGCCAUCCAAGCCGGCCUCGCCAUCCAAGCCGGCCUCUGCCCUGGCCGUCAGGACCGGCUCCAAGAGCACCCAGCCUGUUCCAAAAGCCACAGCAGCCGCCACUCUUGCCUCAGCUGGGCCAAGCAGUAGGAGCCCCUCCAUGACCCAGCCCAAGAGGCCCCCUGCUGUCAAGACUGAGGGGAAGCCUGCGGACAUCAAGAGGAUGGCUACAAAGUCUGCACCAGCUGACUUGAAUCGCCCAAAGAGCACCUCCACCAGUUCCGUGAAGAAAAAUGCAGCUGUCCCUGGGGCGGCUCCCCUGGCAGGGGCGGCUCCCAGUCGAGUCAAGCCCACGACCACGCCACCCCGGCCGCCCGGGACUCCUUCCACAGACAAGAAGCCUACGACAGCCAAGCCCAGCUCCUCUGCCCCGAGGCUGGGCCGCCUGGCUACCAAUGCUUCUGCCCCUGAUCUGAAGAACGUCCGCUCCAAAGUAGGCUCCACGGAAAACAUCAAGCAUCAGCCUGGAGGAGGCCGGGCCAAAGUAGAGAAAAAAACAGAGGCAGCUGCUCCAGCUCGAAAGCCUGAACCUAACGCAGUCACUAAAGCAGCCGGCCCAACGGGCAGUGCGCAGAAGCCGCCUGCUGGGAAAGUCCAGAUAGUCUCCAAAAAAGUGAGCUACAGCCAUAUUCAAUCCAAGUGUGGGUCCAAGGACAAUAUUAAGCAUGUCCCUGGAGGUGGUAAUGUUCAGAUUCAGAACAAGAAGGUGGACAUCUCUAAGGUCUCCUCCAAGUGUGGGUCCAAAGCUAACAUCAAGCACAAGCCUGGUGGAGGAGAUGUCAAGAUCGAAAGUCAGAAGUUGAACUUCAAGGAGAAGGCCCAGGCGAAGGUGGGCUCCCUUGAUAACGUGGGCCACCUGCCGGCAGGAGGUGCUGUGAAGAUUGAGACCUACAGGCUGACGUUCCGGGAAAACGCCAGGGCCCGCACCGACCACGGGGCCGACAUUGUCUCCCGCCCCCCCCACUUCCCUGGCGGCCCCAGCUCAGGCACCCGGGCCCCUGGCUCCCUCUCCCGGGCUGCCCUCUAGGCCCCUCCCUCCCUCCUGCCUGGCUUGCCCAGGGUGACAGUCCUACCCCCACUCCUCCUUCCUUCCUGCCCCGCACCCCCAGCCCAGCCCCCUGCUUUGCUCCUGUCUCAAAGCGCCACUGCUCCACCCAGAAGGUUGGGAGGGAGAUGGGGUGGUGGAGGCUAACAUGGGAUCUCCUGGGAUUGGGUUGGGAUGGUGGGGGGACCCAGAUUCCAGCCUCCUCUGUUUGUUUGGGUUUUUGGACCAAACCCAAGAGAAACUGACAUACUGUUCCUCCUUGCUGGGUCCACCUGGAGCAGUGGGGAAGAGGGUGUCCGUGUGAUGGCUGGGCGCUGACUGCAUCCCCUGGAGCCUGCUACGCCCCUGGCUCUCCCUGAUCCUACACUGGUGCCCACUGUGCGGGUGGUGCCAGGCGCCUCUUGCUGCCCUGCCCCAAGUUACUCAGGGGCAGUGCUGCCUUUCCCCGCUGCUUCCCAUGCCUGCCUAGCCGCUGUCACACUUUGUUCUUUUAUCCUUUUUUUUUUUAAAUAACAUAAAAACUGAUGGAGUAGUUUUUGCAGGUGAAGCCAUGUGUAAAUGAAAGUCCUCAGUAGGUGUUAAAGGAAACAGGGAGGGGAGAUCCUGAAGCCUCCAGCCCGGAGGUCAGGCACUGGGGGCUGCCCUGGCUUGGGCAGCUUGGAGCCCCGGAGGUGGUGUGGGCAGGGCAGGCACGGUGUAUGGGCUGUGGCCUGGAGCGCAGACGGGGCCCGCGUGGGGCUGGUCGCAGUGUGAACUGGUGGUUCUGGCAUUUUGUGUGUAUGCUGCUUUUCUUUUCUAACCAACAGGCUGGUUUUUGCAUCUGUGUCUGUCUCAUUCCCUGGGAUCUGGUGGGAGAUACAAGGUCAGGGCUGGAAAGGGCCAUGGAGGUCAGAUGCCUCCAGGCCUGCAGCCUGGGAUGCUCGAGCCCUCAGUUGCCAGGGAGCAUGAGAUGUCCAGAACUCAGGUGGACAGUGGGGAAUCAGGUCUGGAAAUUUAAAAAUAAGGCCGUGAGAUGGGCCGUUCCACCUCCCUUAUAACCUGACUGGAGACGGGAGGGAGGAGAGGCAAGGCCAGCCUGCGGAGGGGUGUCCCGGUUAGGCCUGGCUUGAGAUGGCUGCAAUGAUAAGUCCCGGGAAUUGCAUUGACACGAAGAUUCUUAUUGCACUUGUAUUUUUUGUAUUAAAGUUUGCAUGGUUUCUAAUAAAGGAUUAAAAUGUAAGAGUUUGUAGUGAAAUGGCCUGGGAGUCACCAAGGCUUCUCCUCUGGAAAAGCAUCUUCUGCAGCACAGACUUGGCCCCCGCGCCCCCUACCCCGGCUUCUGGUGUCCCUUGUUGCUGAGAAGGUGGAGGGUUCUUGACCUAGGUUGAUUUGAUGCCCAUGUAGAGAGAGGGCAUCUGGGCUGGACAGUUUCUAAGAUAGCAUUUUCUUUAGGGGAGAUUCUACACCAUAUCCCCAGCUCCCCAGGCACAUACCAAGAAAAGGCAGGGGUCUUGUGGAGAAAGGGGUGCCAGGGACAUAGGGGCAUGUCUGUCAGCAAGAGGAAGGGGCAAGAUGAAACUGGGAGGGUGCAGUGGGGGGUGGGGUGCCAGGAGACGAAGUCCAGGUGGCAGUGCUGGGCCUCAAGGUACCUGCGCCCUCCCGGUGUUGAUCCUGGAGGCACAGGGAUGCUGAGGUGGACAAAAGGCUCUGGUCCUUUUACUCCCUUGGUCAAGGGUAGGGGUGGGAGAGGUGAUCCCAGUCGGGAGCUCUCUAAUGGGGGCUGAGGCGGUCUGGUCACAGCUCCUUUGAAGGGUCCCACAAGCCAGAGAAGCUGAGAAGGCAGCCCUGACAAGUGGGACCAGAGGCCGUGUGUGCUGUGUACUCCUCUGCAGCCAUUGGGAGUAGGGCAUUUCUGUACUUUCUGAUUUGCUUAUGGCUCCGCCAUCACCUGUGUCAAUCUGUGAUUCUGUUGUACCGAUUUCAAGAGUAAAUAAAGCUCUUAAGUCUCAG